Vigna radiata var. radiata (mung bean) is the source of this 598-nucleotide messenger RNA. RefSeq names its product probable glycosyltransferase At3g07620. The record is from RefSeq and is a predicted model, not a curated record. Bases 96 to 572 code for a protein of 158 amino acids. Lineage: Eukaryota; Viridiplantae; Streptophyta; Magnoliopsida; Fabales; Fabaceae. The transcript is spliced from 2 exons.
UUUAGAAAACUAUAACAAAACUCAAAAUUUAAGGCACCUUUUGUUCAGACUUCUAUUUAGCAGAAAGUAGUUACGAAUUUUGUUUUCCCGCCACAAUGUCACCUUUCCGAGAAAGAUCAAUUUCCCUUGCAAACUUUCCGGAGGUCAGAAACCGCCCCCGCGGCUCUUGCGGCUCCGUACACCUCGCCACCACCGCGUGCAUAAUCGCCAACAUCAUCUAUAUGCUCGUGCUCUUCUUCUACUCCAAGCAACUACAUUCUCCCCUCCGCCAGCGCGCCUUCUCGUUGGAUUCCAGCGUGUACCACUCUCCUGAGGAAGCUUUCUGCUUAGACUACGAGCAGAUGGAGGAGGAAUUCAAGGUGUUCGUGUAUCCGGAUGGAGAUCCUGAAACGUAUUUUCACACGCCAAGGAAACUCACCGGCAAAUACGCCAGCGAAGGAUACUUCUUCAAGAACAUCAGGGAGAGCCGAUUUGUCACCGACGAUCCGCGCCGAGCUCACCUCUUCUUCCUCCCUAUUUCUUGCCACAAAAUGCGAGGCAGAGUAUGUCCUUUUUUUUCGAUUCGACACUAGUUGAAUCAAUUAUCCGAAGCCUAUUU